Messenger RNA from Fopius arisanus, 3226 nucleotides. RefSeq lists its product as uncharacterized. NCBI's taxonomy places the organism in Eukaryota, Metazoa, Arthropoda, Insecta, Hymenoptera, Braconidae. The coding region runs from base 1186 to 2682 and encodes 498 amino acids. The transcript has 2 exons. The record is from RefSeq and is a predicted model, not a curated record.
AAGGCCAACAGUCUCUGGCUGUAUGUCGUUCAACGACAUUCCCCCAUCGCCAUCAACCAGUCAAAAAAAUUUUUAUCACCACCAAAAAUACCGGAAAUAACGAAAAUACCGUGAACCCACGAAAGAGUUACCGAAAAAAUUGAAAAAAUCAAGAAAAAAUCCAUCAUGCAGCAAUAAAUUUUAUCAAUGAGGGCAUUUAGUGGUAAAAUUCAUAACUCCCACUGGAAUAAUCUUAUCGCACCGAGGAGCAAAUAAUUCAAGUGUCAGUGUGUGUAUCACAUGUCAAAAUAUCACGCACCAGAUGAUUUUCAUUGGUUUCAAUUUAUUAAAUCGUCUUCAGUGCUGGGUAAAACGAGUCGAGUGAACACUGGAAUUCACUCAGCAGAUGUCAGCGAAUUUGUUUAUUGCAUUGAUUGUUGAUGUACCAGUGGAAUGAGACAAUUGAGUGAAAAUUAAAUAUUGAAAUAACGACUGGAAAUUAUCAAAUCCUAACUAGAUCAAAUUAAUCGAUAUCAAUCGGUAUCAAUAAACUAGAAAAUAAAUAAAUCAGUAAUUAUCAUUAGAACAUCCGAGAGAUGCCUCAAGCUGAAUUUGAAUACAUGAAUAACCACUCAGAAAUUAUCCGCAACUGAAAGAUUUAAUUCACGUGUUUGCAGACGGUAAUUAUAAAAUGAGAAAAAAUAUAUGGGCCAGCGGUAAUUAUCAUUGCAGCUGAAUGAUUGAUGCGGCAGUUGAAUUUAUGGAUGUUUUUUGUUAAACUGAAUUUUCUGGAGGACUGGAAAUAUUAAUAAAUUAUUGCGGAAUAGUUAAUGCUUCCGGUGUGAACUCCAACCUUCACGGAAUACAGAGAAUCUUUUCAUAGAUGAAGACAUUUAUUCGCCUAUACAUUACCACCUAGUACUCUAUGAAGCAGAGAUUGAAACACCGAGAAAAAUCUCGAGAGAAAUAAUUUUCAAUAAUUACAGAAUAAUUAUCCAUUAUAAAAAUCAAAUGUGAAUAGAUAAAUAUCAAAACUGUCACUCGACUGAUGGAUAAUCGAAGAGAAAUGGAGCAAUUGAGUAAUUAUUUUCCCCGCUGGUUAAACAAUCCAAUAAUAAUAUCCAGGACAAUGCACAAGACGUAAAUUCGACAAAUGGAAUUAUCAAAAAUAUCUAUUAACGUGACUAAGGGAUAAACUGUUGGAAAAUGGGAGUAAUGAAGCUCCUAUUGAGUAUUACCAUCGUGUGCUUACUUUGGAGUGGUUUUUCAACAAUAGAUGCUUCAAAUACCGAGGGAAUGUGCAGUUCAUCCGCAUGCAAUUGUGAUUCUUACGGGGGACUCACUUGCAAUUGCGCGGAUCAAGUUGAGGAGUUAAUUCUAACGUCAGAUGGUGAUCAUCCCCUGAGCUCAUUCACCCACUGGAUAAUAAUUCGCAAUUGUCCAUCAGUAAUUCUUAUGAAUUCGAGUCUAACGAGAAUGAGUAAUUUACGAUCCAUUGAAUUCAUCGACAUUAACAACCUGACAUUAUUCACCGAGAGUUUUGAACUAUCACCCAAGACAAUGCGCACCAGUGUAACCAUCAGAUCAUCCAACAUUCAGGUACUCCCCAGUUACACAUUUCGCGGUGAUAUGGAGGCGAUAAGCUUCGAAAAUGUUCAAAUUAAUCUCAUCAAUGCCUUUGCAUUCACCAAUCUCGCUGGCACUGAAACCCUCAGACUAGAGGACUGCACAUUCGAUAUAAUAGAGGAGCAGGCAUUUAAGAAAUUUGAUGUCAACUAUCUUCACAUAAUACGAGGUACACUUGGAUCAGAAGUACCGAGCAGAGCUAUUAAUGAUCUUGAAGUACUAACGACAUUUCGACUCGAUGGCGUUAAAAUGGGCAUCGUCAAGAGUUCAGCAUUUGUUAUUAAAAAACCGAAAACCGUGUCAAUUCAGAAUUGCGUUAUAGAGAGUUUAGAGGCUGAGGCGUUUGAUAUCGCAGCAACUGGUGGAGUUCAUAUUAAGAACAAUACAUUUAAAAAUUUAGUGACGGGAUCUUUCCUGGGUAUACGAGCUGAUCGUGGAAAUAAUGGAAUCAAGUCUGAAUCGUAUUACGAUAUUACUUUUACCAAUAAUACGUUGAAUAACUUUGAGGAGGGAUCCGUUAUGUUUAAUCGAGAUGAUUUUCAACCGAUUAUCGACAAUGUAAUCAUCAAUCGUACCUGUGAUUGUACUUAUUUGAAAACGUGGAUGAAUAAUAUUCUUAAUUACACUAUUUAUCCUCGAUUUUACCGUUCGCUGUCGACCAGAGCUGUACGAAAAAUGAAUUUUGAUGCGAUUGAGGAGAGAACAUUUAUGUGUAUCGACGAUUCAACAAAUUAUCUGAGAUUCGAUGAAUUUGAAGCGACAAAUUGCACACUCAGCAGCUCUAUAAUGUACCUUCUACUGGCUGCUGUCGGUCUGAUUGUCAUUUUGGCAUUUGUAAUUGGUAUAAUAAUUUGGUACUGCAGAGAAAAUGGAGGACAAGAUAGAUGGAUGAGUGUGCCAACGAGUGCACCGGAUGUUGUGUCUCAGAAAAAUGGAGUUAUCGGUAGAAAUGGUAGCACUCAAAGUGCACCAGUUGACAGUAGAAUUACCAUGGUUGUUCCCGAUGGUAGACUAUACCGAGAGACUGAAUUUCACGUUAUCGUGGAAAAAGCUGAGCCACUCACUACCGAAUUGUAACCAGAGCCAUCGCGCUCAUCAGUUUCCACCAGAAAUCCACGAGAGAUCAUCGACGAGCGCGAAUUUCGAGUGUACAAAUUGUGAAGUGAUAAUGAUUCCAACAAACACUCAAUCAGUGAAUAUGAAAAACAUUUCUAGUAUUAAACCAAACGAGGAGAGCCUCUCCAUACUCAUAUGUGUCAUAAAAAAACUAAAUAGAUCAAUAUCAAAAUUAAACGACUCUAGUUUUAUUCCGAGUGACGUAGUGCCUAGUUGCUCUUCUUUUUAUACUUGUAAAGAAAGAAAAUAAUUGAUUGUAAGAGUGAGUCGAAAAAUCUACUCGGCAAUAGUGCCAUAAUAACGAGAGAAUGAGAGAAAAAUUGCAUAUCAGAAUGGGAAUAUCUCAAAACUAAGUGGAAAUAUGAGAGAGAAAAAAACCUCGACCUCAUUUCCGACGUAACGUGUCACGUGAGAAUAAUUAUAAUCGCUAUGCCAAUCGCUCGAUACCAAUUAACACUUUUCGAAUGAUAAAUAAAUAAUUGUUGAAUUGAUACUAGCUGCAAAA